Molecule: messenger RNA, 1455 nt
Organism: Verticillium alfalfae VaMs.102
Lineage: Eukaryota; Fungi; Ascomycota; Sordariomycetes; Glomerellales; Plectosphaerellaceae
Product: C6 zinc finger domain-containing protein
Exons: 2
Coding region: 1-1455 (484 amino acids)
Source: RefSeq, a predicted model, not a curated record
AUGCUCGACCAACCUGCGGAAAUUGCUCUUCACACAGCGCAGUAUGCGUAUACGAAGACUCAGAUGAUGUCUCUGCGUAAGGAAUUCGCCCUCAUCUGUGCAGGUCAAGCAACUUUUCUUGGCUCGUCUCCCAAAUUGCUAAUGCGAUGCACUAGAUUUGAUCCUGCUAGCAUUGCCAUCCUCGAUAAAUUGAAUCAGGUACUCUCCAGGUUGGACCGCUUGCCAUCGUCUCCAGGCCAAGAAAAUGGCGGCUUGGCUGCAGAGCUCUCGUACGCUGCCGUUUCGACGCCUAGUAACCCAGUCCCACUAGCACCUCGCGGAACCACAGACGAGGCCCCUGUCGAGGUUCAAGACAUCUCAAGAGACGACUUGUCGAUCCCAUCCGCAAGGACGACAUGUGAGGCUGUCCUUCAGUGGCCAGUGCUCGAGUGCUCUUAUCCCCCGAAUUACAUCAUCGACGCUGUUUUUGAAACGGGUAUUGUGGAUAGCGACUCUGAAGAGGAGGAUGAGAAGGAAAGCUCGAAUCUGUCACUAUUGAACAAGUCCAGAACACAUGGAUUCAACGAAGAGGAUGUAUUGCCGUUGGUACAGAGGUUCCUCGAUCUUGUGCACACCAAAAAUCCAGUUCUCGAGGCCGACACUUUGUGGUCCUACGCCCGGCGCGUCGCAGAAGAUGGACUUAAGUGGGACUCGAGGUCUUGCAUGGUGCUGCUUGCGUGCGCUCUUGGCUCUGUAGCCCGCUCGUUCCCAGAGGGUACCUCGAUGCCCAGCCCUGGCGCCACAUCUUCGCUCAAGUCUCAGGCUGAAAGUCUUCACAGCGGCGAGGUCUACUACAACCUUGCGCGUCGGAGAUUUGGUUUGCUCCAAAAGGGAUUACUCGCACCCCAAUGUCAUUUCUUCGCAGGCGUUUACAUGAUGUACACGCUGAGACCAUUGCUCGCAUGGACACAGUUCCAUUCAGCUUCCAGAUCGUAUCAUGUCUACCUUCAGUGCCAAUCCCGCAGAACGAAUUCCCUGACAAGCGGCUCAGGGUCUGCACGGCGUCGCCAACUAGAGCAGCGACUUUACUGGAGUUGUUACAAGUCUGAGUGCGAGCUCCGAGCCGAGAUGGAUCUUCCCAACAGCUCGUUGGCGUCGUUCAACUAUCCGGAUAUGCACCCUUCACCGCCUGACAUGGAUACACCGAGUUCCGACCCGGUGGACCAGGCGAACCAGAUUGCUGGGCACCCACCAUCAGUGCCAGGCCGUCUAUCAGCUUCUUCGAUACAGCAGCAGGAGGAAAGCUGGUACUACUACUUGACCGAAAUCACUCUCAGGAGGAUCGCAAACGACAUUCUGAAUGAGUUUUACCAGAAUGGACAUGAAGGGUGGAAUACCGAAACAAUCGGCUUCAUGGCUCAAGCAGCACGCGGGUUCGAACAGCAACUAUCUGACUGGUAUGAGUCCAUCGGUUGA